Molecule: messenger RNA, 880 nt
Organism: Limulus polyphemus (Atlantic horseshoe crab)
Lineage: Eukaryota; Metazoa; Arthropoda; Merostomata; Xiphosura; Limulidae
Exons: 1
Coding region: 71-880 (269 amino acids)
Biological process (GO): phospholipid metabolic process; arachidonate secretion
Molecular function (GO): A2-type glycerophospholipase activity
Source: RefSeq, a predicted model, not a curated record
CCUGUCGAAUAAAGACAUAUCUUAAAAGUGGACAAAGUUGCUGGUUAGAAUCGGUUAUUUACAGGAGAAUAUGGAGCUAGUUGACAAGUUUAUCAUUCUAUUAUACCUUUGUGUUUUCACAGUGGAAACCGAAUCUAGGAAACACCACUGGUCAGACGAAAUGCCGGACUUUGUGGUGAGCAGUGUGAUGUCAGACGGAGAGCAAGGAAGAAGAUUUCAUUUUGGUCGUGUGAGUGGACAAGAAAUAGGCAUGUUUUUGCCGUCAACGUCCGAGGAUAGCGUUCCAGGGUCCCGGCAGGGUCUUGUACUUCGUCAAGUGACCAACGGUCAGUUGUUUAUACAACUGAUUUACGGUCUGGGCUGGGAACUACGAGAUUGCGAGUACUUGCGGGAUAGUGAAAGCGUGGAGAACUUUCUAGCGAAAUUCAAGUCGGAUUUCUCUUGCGCCACUCGGAGGAAGUCGCAUCGUUUCGUUGAUUGCGAAGUACCAGAAGGACGCAACGAAACGCUGAAGCUAGUGAGAAGUCAGACUGAUAUUCCGGCAGACCUGCAAGCAUUACUCAAUUACAGAGAGCUGAAAGAGAACUGCCGGCAACUUCAUAGACGGAUCAAACAGGCCUUUCGCCAGAAGGACCAACGAUCGCAUGCCGAGUUCCUGGCCCGUGUCCGCCGGGACAUUUUUCUCUUCCCCGGGACUAACUGGUGCGGCCGUGGCAACUCCGCUCGCAAUUCCAGAGAACUUGGCUAUAACACUGCAGCUGACCGCUGCUGUCGGGAUCAUGACCAUUGUCCAAACACAAUCGAGGGUUUCAGCAGAAAGUAUAACUUCUUUAAUUAUCGGCUUCACACAAUAAGUCAUUGUAAUUGUGAUGAGAGGUAA